Messenger RNA from Gymnogyps californianus (California condor), 1455 nucleotides. RefSeq names its product MKRN2 opposite strand (gene MKRN2OS). Bases 632 to 919 code for a protein of 95 amino acids. NCBI's taxonomy places the organism in Eukaryota, Metazoa, Chordata, Aves, Accipitriformes, Cathartidae. The record is from RefSeq and is a predicted model, not a curated record. The transcript has 5 exons.
GGGCCACCGCCAGCCCCGCGCCUUCCUCCUCCGGCCCACCGCCGGCACCUUCCUCGGGGUUUUGCCUCCCUGCCUCCCGAUCCACAUCUUGGGCCCAAGUAGCAUGGAAAGUGCCGCCUGCUCUGAGAAAGAGACAGUGUCAGGACGUUUCCAACGGGGACAAGCAGUGCUCACAUCCAUCGCCAACACCACUGGUUUUCUUUCAGAGGAUACGACGGGAAAUCCGAUCUUCACGUUGGAAUAACCAAUACUAAUGUUGUUUCAGAGCCACCUCUCCUGUUGCGGUAAUGUCUGGUACCUGUUAAAAAUGCAGGCUGCGACAUCCAAAUAGCUGAUGCUUUGCUGUUGAAGAACACGUACUUCCUCAGCGUGCUGCAGGUAGCAGAACCGGGAGCUUAGCUGCUCACUACAAAAAGAGUAUCAUGUAAAGAUCAAAAGAAUCUUGAGUCCAAGAACUUACCAUGCCUUGCAGCAGUGAGCACACAGAGCUUGACAUCAAAGCCGUACACCACUCUUCACGUUGCACAGAACGGAACUGACAGGCGUGGUGUAUAAUUACAACGAAGAGGGCAUUCAGAGAGCUGAAACUGGAUGGGAACAGUGCAUUAGUAUCCCACUAGUGCAGCCAGACAUGUUUGGGCUUCUUCAGCAGUGGGAUAAGGUCCUAGAGGAAUUUUCUGUGGGAGAGGCCUGGCUUCCUCACAGGUAUGAAGAACAUGACCACAAUUGCUACACAUACGCACUGGCAUUCAUUAACAGCGUACUGACUGCACAAGGAAAACGGCAAAUGAGUAAAAGUGAAUUUACGGAGAAAUUCGUGAUCCCACAGACAAAGAAAGCUUCCAAAUACAUUACUUUGCAUCAGGAGCUAACAGCUAAUGACUUCUACAUAGUACCCCUUCCUGAUCAAGAAAAAUAGUGCUGAAAAUGACCAGUUGCUAUAUUACAUCAUCUACAACAUGCAAUAGGAAAAGGAAGUCUUAAGACUCCAGAUCUCAGGGUUUAAGAUGCAUGAUCUACUGAUGUAUUUAAAAACACAAUUAACUUCACGUUAACCUGCACAGCAUGGAAGGACUGGGAAACUGAACUUGCGCAUUUGAAUGAAACAACAUGCAUACAAGUACACACUACAGAAAGUUUCAAUGGGAACUAUUCCUAUGGAAAAAUAUUCUCCUAUUUACAUUCACUAUGUGCUCUGUUCUGCCAAGACAUUUAAUACUAGAAAUCGUAACUGCUGUGUAAUUAAGGGUUUUAACAAAUGAACUGUGGUAACUUAAGCUGUAGCAAACCCAAAUGUUUUUUCCUGUCAUAUUUGUUUACUGAUGGGUGAAAAAAAGGGAAUUUGUGCUUGCAUGCUGCUGAAAUCCAAAGUCCGUGACUUAAUGCAGCUUCACCACAUGCAAAGUUCUUUUCCUUUACUUUAAUUACUAAUAAAUAUAAGAACAAACAAAUCCA